CUAAGGGUCAGCCGGUAUAUUUUGUCGAUGAAUCCGCGGUCACACUGAAUAAAGCAAUAAAGAAGGAAAACUGAUGUACGAUGCGUGCAUAGAAGCUACAAAAAACCCACCACCCCGACCCCGAGCGCCAGCACACGAUACACACACACAAACUCACACACAAUCAUGUACACAUAGGGCGCCCCGAAAAGAAUAUUGUACAUAAAUUUUAAUUAAAAAAGGAAACGACGAAAACAACAACACGAGCGGCGGCAGCAGCAAAUCAGAACAGACAAUAAAAAAAGUAAAAAUCAAUAAAGAGCGGCAACUCACGGCGAUAAAAAAAGUGUUAUCAGUGUGAAUUGUUGCUGUUUGCGCCCAUACGAACGACAAGCCAAAACAGAUAGGAAGCAGACAGAAAGUGGCCGGAGACUCUUGUGGCCAUCGGCCGCGGGCAGCGCUCCCCCUCUCCUCUUCACUGUUGUUUGCCGCGCAGUGACGCAGGCAUACGGCGGUGCGGUAGAUCGGAGAUUGGAGAUUGCAAAGCUCUUAACAUGUCUGUGCAGCAGUUCUGCCUGCGGUGGAACAAUCACCAGCCGAACUUCAUAUCGGUGUGCUCCUCGCUGCUGCACAAUGGCACCCUGGUGGAUGUCACGCUGGCCGCCGAGGGCCGCCAGCUGCAGGCCCACAAAAUAGUACUCUCUGCGUGCAGCUCGUACUUUCAGGCCCUGUUCACGACGAAUCCGUGCCAGCAUCCGAUCGUUAUACUGAAAGACGUUCAAUAUGAUGAUCUCAAGACGAUGGUGGACUUUAUGUAUUACGGGGAGGUGAACGUGUCCCAGGAGCAGCUGCCGCACAUACUCAAGACGGCGGAGAUGCUCAAGAUCAAGGGCCUGGCCGAAAUGCCCACGGAUCCGGCAAAUCUCACCAAAUCGGACAGCAAGUCGUCGAGCGACGGCACUGAGCUGGUUGGUGGCGCUGGCUCUGGUGUGGCGGGAGCAGGCGGUGCCUCCGCGGGCAGCCUGGGAGCAGCCAGUGGCAGCAGUGUAGGCGACUCGCUCUGGAGCAGCAGCGAGGCGCAGCAGUUCCAGCAGCAGCAGCAGCAACAACAGCAGGCCCAGCAACAGCAGCAGCAUCAUCACCACCAGCAGCAGCAGCACCAGCUUCAGCAGGCGCAGCAACAACAGCAGCAGGCCCAGCAGCAGCAGCAGGCCCAGCAACACCAUCAUCAUCACCACCAGCAUCAGCAGCAGCAGCAGCAACAACAGCAGGGCGCACAAACCCAAGCGCCGCAGACGCAUCAUCAUCAAAUGAGACGAACCCCCUCGCCGCUGAGCGCUGGCACCUCCCCAGCCACGCGGCGCAAGAGGCUGCGCAAAUCCUCGAAUAACGGCUCUGGCGAACGCAACAACGCGGAGGAGCAGCACAGCAGUUCUUUGGACGCCGGCAGUGCCGCUGGUAAUGCGGGUCUCAGUCUCGCCCAGAUGAGCCAAAUGUCAUUUGGCGGAGCGGCCAAUACGGCGGCUGCAUUGGGCAGUCUGGCUGGGCAUUCGCUGCACGCGGCCAAGCUGCUGAAGGAGUCGGCAAGCACCGAACUGGAGCAGCAGCCGCAGGACUCGGACCUGGAUGACGGACACGGACACUUACAUAUGCAAAUUAAGCCCGAAGUGGAUAUCGGCGGAGUCAACCAAACAAUGCCCCUGGACAUUUCCGGCGCCACCACACCAUCCGAGCACGAUGCGCCAAACUCUCAGUCCUCGCACUCGGAACCCAGUCCGGCGCAUGCAGUGCAUCAUCCACAUCAUCCGCCAUUGGUGGCCACCAGCAGCAGCAGCGGUGGCAGCGGCAGCUUUGAGCGUUCAUUCAGCAUUGGAGGCUUGGGCGAAACUGAUCCGGAGAACAAUGCCAGCUCGCCUGUGAUGAUGGGCACCAAGCGGAAUCGUGUGCUCACGCGUCAGCCCAGGGUGAAGCGCGACAGCGACAGUCUCUCGUCGACCAAUCAGAUAUCGCCGGAUACGGCUGCCACAACCCUCGACUUUGAUCCGUUCAAUGCCGCGGGUGCCACAAGCGCCACCGCCAGGGAUUAUUCGACAACGGGCUCGCAUCAUUUGCACCACCACCAGCAGCAGCAGCAUCACCACCAGCCACCGCAUCACCACCAUCACCUGCUGACGGUGCCAACUCGAAUCGAACGGCAUGCCUCUGAGCCGGCACCUAGUCUUGGUCCCUCCACACCGCACCUGCUCAGCGUGCCGUCCAGCACACCGUAUCUCAUAAAGCAGCACUCGGAUCCGCUCCUGCCGCGUCAGUCCGCACUGCACUCGGCCUCCGGCAGCCUGGCCGGCGGCACCAAUCCGUUCGCUCCCUUGCACCGCCAAUACUCGCACCCGCUGUCCGGCAGCAAUGCCGGCUAUGUGCCGCCAACCCCGCUGCACCAUCCGCAUCAUAUCUCGCUACCCGAGUCAAUCUACGCUUCGGGCUCGCCGCCGCCGGCCGGCUCCUCGCAGUACCUGGUGCCCACGCGUGUCGUGGCCUGUCCGGUGUCCAGCGAGACGGCGGCCACACCCACAGCAAAUGCCAGCUCCAAUGCUACGUCGUCGACGGUGGCAGCCGUGUCCGUGGUCACCUCACCGACAGCCGCUGGCCUGAACAGCAGCCGGCACUCGUUCUCGCCCACAUAUGCGGGCGGCAGCACGGAGACGGCUCCGCCAGAGCGACGCUCACCACACUCCCACUCGCCCACUGUCACCCAUUCGCACUCGCUCGUGGAGCGCUCAUCGAAGGGCAGCGACGGAUCUGCCAAUGGAUCGGGCGGCACGAAGCUGCGCAAUUCCAAGUCGGUGACGUCCACGGGCUCGGGCUCCCAUCUACAUCCCGGCCAGGCGACAGCGAUGAGCAGCUCGUUUGAGCACUUGCCCACGCUGCGGGUCAAGAACGAGGAACUACAGCGCUCGGUGUCUUCACCGCAGACCCAAAGGGAAAUCAUCACCCUGGAAAAUCCGCGUUCUAGUCAUUGCCCCGUCAUUCGGCCGGGGCCGGCCUUGGGGUGUAACUUCUGUUGGAACACCAUCGAUGGGCAUGGCCGUAUUUUGCGACGCAAAACGAAAUACCAUUGCCCCGAGUGUCAGACGAAUUUAUGCAUUGUGCCCUGCUUCCAGGAGUACCACGAGCGGCUCAACAACGAAGCCGCCACCGUGGGGGCCAGCAACAGCAGCGGCCACGAUAAUCAGCACCACACCAGCAGCACCGGCAGCAGCAGUGGCAGCGGCAAAGCCUCCCCCUAUGUCUCGGCCAGCAGCACCAGCAGUGGCAGUGGCAGCGGGACAGGCUCAGGUGCAGGCGCGGCUCGGCACUACACCAAAACCGAAUCGAUAUAAUCUGCAGCUAAUUGUUGGCCCGCGUAUUUGUAUUUGUGGCACGACGGCCGUCACCCGUUCCUGGGCUACACACAUUGGAUGUACCCAGGCAUCGGAUCAUCUAGGGGGGCCGUCGGUCAAUUUGUUUUUCUUUGUAAGCAGGAUGCUUGUUGCUCCGGCCGCACUGGCACAUCCGGGCACACAUCCUGCACCGAAAAUUUUAAUUUGUUGUGGCAGUGCCCGGCACCGGCAGCGACACCCCAAAAACAAAACUGAGGCGUGUCGUCCGGUGUCCGGGGCACAUGGACUGCCCAAGAGCGCCCGAGAGCGCGUCCAGAAAUUUGUUUUUGUGAGCCAUGCGAAACGCAUGCACAGACGUUGUGUGUACUCGUAAGUAAAACGAAAAAAAUAUAUAUAUAAAUAAAAGAAAACUUUUGUAGCAAGACGCGGCCUGCACGGAAAUUGUUGUACGGCCCCGGCCUGAGCGUUAACUUUUUUAAACAAUCUGCUAACUGUAAAACUAUAUAUUUAAAUGUGUGUGUACCUAUUAUGUAUAUGUAUAUGUGUAUGUUCUUGUACAAACAAAAAACGGAUAAACAAAUACAACAGAAAAUACAUUAACUAAAACUAAAAAAAGGAAACGCUGUCAGCGGUGGUGUCAGCCGCGCAGUGACUUCUACAAGCUCGAAACUAACGAUUAGGUUUUCAAAACACAAGUACAACAACUAGUACUAGCCCCAAACAAACAACAACCACUGUGUCUAUAUGGUCUAAACUCAAGACUUAAGAACGUCUCACCCCCCUCCUUUUGCCCUUCAUCAGAUAUAUUGGAUGAUUACGCCCUGGGCAUCGCUGCGCAGGCGCACGUUUGUCUACGAGUAAAUGUAUGUAUAUGUCUCCUUCCCUACCCCUCCACCCAGACGACACGGCACUGUUUUACUAAAUGUUUUAUAUAUCUACAUUUAUGUAUGUGUAUAUGUUUAUGUACGUGUAGUGUGAAAAUCGAAAUUACAGGCGAUCCUGGAUCCUCCCGACAAUGGGACAUUGUUUAAUUUUGUGUGUGUAAACUUUAAAGAAUACGAAAAUUAAUAAAUAUAUUUGUGACCCUUCUGGUUUUUCUCAAUAAA
This is a messenger RNA of Drosophila subobscura, 4462 nucleotides long. RefSeq names its product longitudinals lacking protein, isoforms N/O/W/X/Y. Gene Ontology annotation, biological process: regulation of transcription by RNA polymerase II. The transcript is spliced from 7 exons. Gene Ontology annotation, cellular component: nucleus. Gene Ontology annotation, molecular function: protein binding; DNA binding. The record is from RefSeq and is a predicted model, not a curated record. NCBI's taxonomy places the organism in Eukaryota, Metazoa, Arthropoda, Insecta, Diptera, Drosophilidae. Bases 534 to 3356 code for a protein of 940 amino acids.